Messenger RNA from Alosa alosa (allis shad), 2127 nucleotides. RefSeq lists its product as uncharacterized. The record is from RefSeq and is a predicted model, not a curated record. The transcript is spliced from 2 exons. The coding region runs from base 266 to 1657 and encodes 463 amino acids. NCBI's taxonomy places the organism in Eukaryota, Metazoa, Chordata, Actinopteri, Clupeiformes, Clupeidae.
GUGAAUAAAGGAUCAACAGUCUCCAGCUUCUCUCGUCUUGGUGUUCUCCUUCGGGUCUUUGACAUCAGAGUGCUAGUUGGAUUGGAGGUUUUGGGAAGUGGAUAAUUUUCCACCACAGAUCUGGAGGUUCUACCGAGAUUUGAAAGGAUUCAACAAGGGAAGCAGUUCCGUCCCGGGUGAAGCAGACUUCUCCAGUGCAGCUCUCCGGGCCCAAAAAGGGCGGUGCCACCAGAAGGAGCAAGAGGUCCGGAGGAGUCGGAGGACGAUGACGGGGACCAGGGCCCGCCAAGGCCCCCACCAGACUCCCCCGGGGAGGAUGAUGGUGGUGGGGAACACAGGGAAGGACCAAGUACGCGUAGGAGUACGGGGCGGAGGGUACUGCCGGCUCCUGCUGAUGACCCUGGGCGGAAUGUACCUAGGGUGCCUGCUGUUUUCCCUCCCCUAUCUGUGCCUACAGGUGCUGGUGAUGCUGGAGCCGAGCCAGGCUCGAGGAGGGGAAGGCGACAUCCACCUGAGGUGGGAACCACUCCCGAAUCCCAAGUAUCCCGACCUGUCACCGCCUCAACCAGCGGUGAUCCAUCAGCUGACCCCACAGCCCACUCUCGGGCCGCGACCACACCCGACCUCACGGGGAGCAACGCCGAAGAAACGCCGAGGCCGGAAGAAGAAGCACCGCCACCGCCACCACCACACCAGCAAGGGAACGACACCAUCGACUUUGGGGACUUCUACGCCGACUGGGAUUACCCAUACCCAGCCGACGCCCCUGCUGACGACCAGGCUGGAGCACAGUCAUCCGCCGCAGAAAUUGCCGAGGCCCUCGACGCGCUCAGGCUACCCGCUGUCCUUACGCCUCCCCCCCGGACACCUCCUCGACAGGGCUCGCAGCUUUCUGCGGAGCCUGUGGAGAGGCCGACGGACUCAGGGCACACCACGGGCGGCCCCCACUUCGGGGACGACCGCCCAGGGACCAGCCAAGAGACAAGACAAAUACUCCAAGGGAUCGGCCUGGACGAAUACUCCCCCGAUGCCCACUGGACUGGGGGCUUCGAAGAGGCCCUUGACUGGCCUCUCCGGAGCUUCCCAGAGGACGACGAAAGCGACGGAGGGGGUGCAGACUGCCACCCCCAAUGACGCUCUGCAAGAGGACGGAGAGGAGCUGCUCGACGACAGUGCCCUAGACACGGACAAUAUUCUGUACAUAGGGGAAUCAGGAAAAGAAAUAUACACGCCAGAGCCGGAAGCAUCGGGAAGUAACGAGUACAUCCCGGUGCCGGACAAUGCAACGACUCAAAGCAAGAAUGAGAGCGAAAAUGUAAAUAGUACAAGCACACUUCCAGAAAGCCUGUCAAAGAACCAGACUGAUGGGACUCAGGCCAAGAAAAGAAGAAAGAGAUCAACAAGCGCUCUAGAGGCAUGGGAGGACAAUUCAUGGAUGCAAUGGGCCAAAUACACAGCAAAGACAGUACGACCAGACGGAGGGUGCUAUGUGUGCUCGGCCGUAAAACCAAAGCUAACCAUCCUACCAGCACCAGGAACUGGAGAGGGGGACGCGGUACACCGAGAAUCAGGAAGGCAAUACAAAGAGGAUAAGCUGUCUCCGUUUGGAUGUCUUGUGCGAUUGGGGAGUGAGGAGUUACGUAAAGGGGUGGACUAGUAUAGGCCCCUUAUAUGCAGAACUAAAAAAGGGAAAAAGAGCGCACGGAACCCAAGAAAAUGAGGCAAGAUGUAGAAGAGACUACCCAGGAAUGGGAACCAGGGUAGCAAGGAAAACCCACCGCCUUUAUGAAAUACCAGAAGACGUAGGGUUUGAAUGUUUUGAAGUACACCCCACCGAAAACACAGUCAAGGGGGGCACGACGGAUGUAGGAGCCUUUGAAGGACACUGCGCAGCGAAAUGGGUCCACGAAUCCAACAGCCUCUCGUUUCGCCUGGUAGAGAGAAGCAACCACGGGGAGGAGAUUGGAGUCGAAGCAAACACCACGAUGCUAAGUGUAAAUUGGAUAUACGAACAGGACAUUCCGCUGGCAGAUUUUUGGUGGGCCUGUGGAAGACGAUGGGGACUGCGAAACACCCUUCCAAAGUACUGGAGAGGAAAGUGUGCCAGGGUCACUUUGGCCCAGCAAA